GUUCAAUCAACCCUUGGUUGAAGGCGACUCUCACCAGGGAGCUGCAGUCCCGCCGGUAAAGGCUGACCGGUUAAGUGUGAGUAAUCAACAGGUACCAUGAGGCACGCAUUGAUCAAAGAGGAACGUAUAUUCAAUGUCAUGUUACAGCAUUUGUUAGUUAAAAAUGGGUUCAAUGUGUCCCUCAAACGGUUGGAGGAGCUUAUACAUUUUCUUAUUAAGCAAGGUGCGGAGGAGCCGUACCAAGACUUUAUUUCAAGGCUGGAAGAAGCCAUUAACAGAAUGCUCCCCCCGUCUGAGGGCACAUCACUGUUGCUCAAACAGUUAGAAGCAUGCAUGGAUGCCUCACCAGCAAUCGUACAGGGAAUGGCGUUUGCUGCAGCAAUGCAAGGUCAGAAAUUCAGCGCCUAUGUUAAAAAUACCUUCAAUAAAGAAGGUAAGGGGCCAACAGCUCCUACCAACACUUGCUACAAUUGUGGCAAGCCAGGACGCAUGCAGAAGGACUGUAAACAGUCCCAUGCCAAUAAGCCGAGGGGGGACCCACCCGGCUUAUGCCCUCGCUGUAAGAAGGGCAGACACUGGAAAAAUGAAUGUAAAUCAAAAUUUCAUAAGGAUGGAACCCCCUUGAAUAACAAGGGUGACACUGAUCCUGAGGAUCAGGACGUACGGAGAUCAAAAAACUAGUAAAAGGGGCAUUCUCCCAGCCCAGGCCCCAAGGGAGAGCAGGCUGUAGCUUGUAAAACACAGCCCUCAUCUACUUUAAAUCCUCAAGCCCCUGAAUUUACUAUUCAUGACCUUUCACGGGGCACGCCUGAGAGUGCAGGUUUAAAUUUAGCAAGUGAAAGGAAUGUCUUAUUAUCCAAAUGGGACGGUGUUACUUUAAUCCCCACUGCAGUAAAAGGGCAACUCUUGCCGGGGACAGUUGAAAUUAUAAUUGGUAAAAGUUCAAAUUAUACUAAAAACUUUGAAGUUAUUCCAGGAGUAGUUAACUCAGAUUCAGAAAAGACAACGCAGAAGAAGACGCCAGCGGCUGCUGCAAGAUCUCACCCGCCGCUUAGAGAAAA
Molecule: messenger RNA, 1061 nt
Organism: Nycticebus coucang (slow loris)
Lineage: Eukaryota; Metazoa; Chordata; Mammalia; Primates; Lorisidae
Product: endogenous retrovirus group K member 5 Gag polyprotein-like
Exons: 2
Coding region: 97-681 (194 amino acids)
Molecular function (GO): nucleic acid binding; zinc ion binding
Source: RefSeq, a predicted model, not a curated record